UAUGUACAUCUAAGCGUCCCAAAAUGUUUCCAACCGCUCGAAUUUUGAAGGCACAGUUUUCCAAACGCUCUUUAGGUACUUCUCUUCUCUCUCUGAACCUUAAAAUUUUUGCAGCAAACAUGGUUUAAAUUCGCAAAACACAAAGAAGCCAUUAAUCAAUGGCUGUUCUUUAUACUGAAUUUUUUCCACACUGUUACUCUCUAAACAUUCACUCAAAAGCCUCUCCAUUUCCUUGUCAUCAUCAAAAGUCGAUUAUUCUUAGCUGCAAAAACCCUACCACAAAUGACCGCAUCUCUAGUAAGAUAAGAGUUUCAGCUGAAACAAGAUCACUUCAUUUUCAGUCACUUGAUUUUCAAGAAACCCAUUUCAUUAAACUCCUCAAUAGGUCCUGUAAAGCAGGAAAAUAUAGCGAAACACUUUAUUUUCUGGAAUGUAUGGUGAAUAAGGGUUAUAAACCAGAUGUUAUUCUCUGUACAAAACUUAUUAAAGGGUUUUUAAAUGCUAGAAAUGUUGCGAAAGCCGUCAGGGUCAUGGCGAUAUUAGAGUCACAUGGUGAACCAGAUGUUUUUGCUUAUAAUGCAUUGAUCAGUGGAUUUUGUAAAAUGAAUCAAAUAGAAUCUGCAAAUAAAGUAUUACAUCGAAUGCGAAACCGAGGUUGCUUACCGGAUAUAGUUACUUAUAAUAUACUUAUAGGGAGUCUUUGUAGUAGAGGGAAGUUGGAACUAGCAAGGGAGGUUUUCAGUCAGUUGGCGCUGUAUGAUUGUCAUCCUACUGUGAUUACUUAUACAAUUCUUAUUGAUGCUAUAAUUGUACAAGGGGGCAUUGAUGAAGCAAUGAAGCUUUUAAAACAAAUGUUAUCGGAAGAGCUUCAACCUGAUAUGUAUACUUACAAUGCUGUUGUUAGAGGAAUGUGCAAAGAGGGGAUGGUAGAUCAAGCUUUUGACUUCAUAAUGAAUUUGGCUGAGCUAGGCUGUGAACCAGAUGAAAUCUCGUAUAAUAUCUUGUUACGAGCAUUUUUGAGUCGAGGGAGAUGGAUUGAUGGAGAGAGAUUAAUCGAGAAAAUGAUCUCGAGGAGCUGUGAACCGAAUGUAGUCACUUAUAGUAUUUUGAUUAGUUCAUUAUGUCAUGAUGGCAAAAUGAAAGAUGCUAUCGCUGUACUGAAGACCAUGAUGGCCAAGGGGUUAACUCCAGAUGCUUAUAGUUUUGACCCAGUAAUCUCUGCGUUGUGCAAAGAUGGGAGAUUGGAUUUAGCAAUUGAGUUCUUGGAUUUUAUGAUCUCUAAUGGUUGUUCUCCUGAUAUUGUAAAUUAUAACACAAUCUUAGCAGCUCUCUGCAAGAGUGGACAGGCCGAAGAGGCUCUUGAAAUCUUUGAGAAGCUGAGCCAAACAGAUUCCCCUCCGAAUGUGAGUUCAUAUAACACAAUGAUAAGCGGGUUAUGGAACAGUGGUGACCCUAAAAGAGCUUUAAACAUGGUCUCAGAAAUGGUAGAUAAAGGCAUAGACGCUGAUCAAAUAACAUAUAAUUCUCUAAUUUCAUGUUUGUGUAGGGAUGCAAUGGUGGAAGAAGCGACCGAGUUGUUGGUAGAUAUGCAGAAUAACGGGUUUAAGCCGACAAUUAUUAGUUACAACACUAUGUUACUAGGCUUGUGUAAGAUACAUAACAUUGAUACGGCUAUCGAUAUACUCGCAGUGAUGGUGGAAAAUGGGGUUCGACCAAACGAAACUUCUUAUAUUUUGCUUAUUGAAGGUAUGGCUUAUUCUGGAUGGAGAGCUGAAGCUAUGGAGUUGGCAAAUUCACUUGUUUCUAUAGGUGUUGUUUCUAAGGAUUUCUUCAAAAGAUUGAACAGGACAUUUCCUAUGAUUAAUGUAUACAAAAAUCUCUCUAAUUCAGACAUCGAGAAAUAGUUAUUUUUGGUGGCUGUACUUUUUCAGAUCAUGGAUUAUUUUUAAUGUGUUCUCACCAUAUGACCAAAAUGGGGU
This is a messenger RNA of Papaver somniferum (opium poppy), 1979 nucleotides long. Its product is annotated as pentatricopeptide repeat-containing protein At3g04760, chloroplastic-like. NCBI's taxonomy places the organism in Eukaryota, Viridiplantae, Streptophyta, Magnoliopsida, Ranunculales, Papaveraceae. The transcript has a single exon. The record is from RefSeq and is a predicted model, not a curated record. The coding region runs from base 159 to 1904 and encodes 581 amino acids. Gene Ontology annotation, molecular function: protein binding.